Messenger RNA from Actinia tenebrosa (Australian red waratah sea anemone), 1777 nucleotides. Its product is annotated as polycomb group RING finger protein 3. The record is from RefSeq and is a predicted model, not a curated record. Gene Ontology annotation, molecular function: metal ion binding. Lineage: Eukaryota; Metazoa; Cnidaria; Anthozoa; Actiniaria; Actiniidae.
GCGUGUCACAGAUAAUUGUGUUUGUGUUUGUUCAUGUUUAUUCAAAUCAGAGUCAUCAGAAAUCCUAUUGACAAAGGCUUUAAGAGUGACAUCUUUUGAGAUGGAACUCUACUAGGUUUGUUCGAGUUUAAUGCGAUCAACUUCUCCAGGAAUUGAAGAGAUUUUCUUGUAUCUKUAAGAGGUUGCCUAUCACCCCAAGCCAAGCGUAAAUGAUUAGUGAUGUGUCAAGAAAGAUUCAAUAUAAUCGUUUGUUGGUGCAUCUCUGGAGAAUAUGAUGAAUACUGUUAUUGUUGAGACAUGGGACGUUCUCAAGUUAUACUGUAUUGAUGAGCUAACUCGACACGAGUCGAAUCGAUGACAGAAAUUCGCCACUUGACUAGAUUUUCACUCAGUAUUCUCGGUUGAGUUCAUUUUAAAUCACGAUCGCUYGAAGUCCAUGCUUGGUUACUAGUCAAUUCACCAUUUAAACGCUUCUUCAAAGCGAAGAAGAUGGAAAGGACCAUCAAACUAUGUGCAGUGAGGGAGCAUAUUACGUGUGGACUAUGUGGCGGCUACUUAAUUGACGCAACGACUAUCGUGGAGUGUCUCCACACAUUCUGCCGUAGUUGCUUGGUCAAGCAUUUACGAGAGUGCAACUUCUGUCCUUCAUGUAAAAUUGUAUUGCAUCAAAGUCAUCCAAUGAACUACAUAAGUACUGAUCGUACCUUACAGGAUAUUGUGUACAAAUUGGUGCCUGAUUUACAAGAACGUGAAAUUCAACGACAAAAGGAAUUUGAAGUAGCAAUGUUUAUGUAUCGUACAGGGGAACAACAAAAUAUACACAACAAUAGCCAGAAAAAUAUCUCGUCUCCAAAACCCAAAGUAGAAACUUAUGCCGAUACUUCGACAUCUAAAGAAGAUUAUCAUCGAAAUGAUGAACAAACGGCUAUUUGUAUGGAAUGUUAUAGAUCUUCAAAUGGAAAAUAUUUAUUAAAGCCAUUGACUCGUAAAUACCUAAAACUAUCAUCACAAGCUACAGUUCAACAUCUCAAGAAAUUUAUCGCUAAGAAACUUGCUUUGGAUAACCAUACUGAUGUAGAUAUUUUAUGCAAUGAUGAAAUUUUAGGAAAGGAUCACACUAUUAAAUUUAUUAUGGUAACUCGCUGGAGAUGUAAGGAUUCUCCGUUACUGCUGCAUUACAGACCAAGUUUGAAGCUUUUGUAUUAAUAAAUGCUGUUGAUUAACAAUAGCUUGGCAAUUUAUCAGCCACCGCCACUGGAAAUUCUCUAGUACCUGGCAAACAAUCGCCGAUACGACAGGAAUAACAUUUUUGACAUCCCUUGGUUUUGGCUUUUCAUUUCUUUACUGUUUUUUAUAAUAUAUGGGAUGUUAUAUCUACGUUUGCCUGUAAAACGUUUGAGUUCAGAUUUGCCACACAAGAUGGCGGACAAUAGUCACGUGACGUAUUGAAGCAAAGCACUUCAAAUCAAGAUGAGAUGGUCAGUAUUUAAUAAACAUCGUUUGCUUUUUCCUUGCCUUCAAAAAUAGGUAAUGUUAGAAAUCUAAUCUUAAAUUAUAGCAUUUUUCUUGCCUUUGCAUACAUUUAUUUAUACGCAUAAAUAUAUUAUAUUAGCCAGCAUUGUGCCACAUUGCACUGUAUAAGAAGUUACUGUUGGAUUAAUUCAGCUUAUGAAGAAUGAAUUUUAAAGAGUCGUUUUUAUACACAAAAAUAUGUAAUCACUGCAAAUACGUGCUCACGCAAACCCAAAGAAAAUAAUAUAAAGAUGGCCAUUAUAAA